GAAUGUUAAAUAUACAAUAUAGGCAUCUAAAUAAAAAUUGUGUAAAGACAUGUGUAGCUGAUUGGACCCAUAACAUGACACAUUGUUGGCAGAAGUUCUUGCUUGCAUGUGCUACACUAACUAUUUUUCUAUGUACAACAAAGUGCAGUGAACUUCUACAGUAUGAUGCUGCUAAGGACGGUCCAAAGGAAAUAAAAGAAGUUGAUGCUUCGUUUUUUGUUGACAAGAAAUCUGAAAAGCAUGUCAUUCGACCUGCCAAAGAUGGAGCAAUCAAGGAUGAACCUGAAUCAUCAGCUGAUAUUCAAGCAACAAAACGUCAAUUAGAUUAUAGUUUUUUACAUGCAUUCAUAGCAUCCAUAUCUGUUAUUAUAGUAUCCGAACUUGGUGAUAAGACUUUCUUCAUUGCUGCCAUUAUGGCGAUGAGACACUCAAGAAUUAUAGUUUUUACAGGUGCAAUAGGUGCACUCGGCUUAAUGACUGUUUUAUCUGUAUUUCUUGGUUAUGCAACCACUGUUAUACCGAGGGUGUAUACCUUUUAUAUCUCCACAGCUUUAUUUGCCAUAUUUGGUUUAAAAAUGUUAAAAGAAGGUUAUGAUAUGGAUCCUAACGAGGGGCAAGAGGAACUAGAGGAAGUGUCUGCUGAAUUGAAGAAAAAAGAAGCAGAGAUGGAGGCUGCAGAGACAUCACCAGACGUGGAGACUGGUUUUAUAGGGUCAAAAAUAAAACGGUCAAAAUUGUAUCGACUUCUUUCUCACUUCUGUUCACCUAUCCUUAUACAAGCUUUUACAAUGACCUUCCUUGCAGAGUGGGGCGAUCGGUCUCAAUUAACAACAAUUAUUUUGGGUUCCAGAGAAAAUCCUCUUGGCGUUGCAAUCGGUGGCACCAUUGGACACGCCCUUUGCACAGGUUUAGCUGUCUUGGGAGGAAGGCUAAUAGCGCAAAAAAUAUCUGUGAGAACAGUUACACUGAUUGGAGGUGUGGUGUUUUUGAUAUUUGCUGCAUCAGCAUUAUUUCUAGGACACGAGUAAUUAUAGUUCUUAUCUCAACACAAGUACUAGAGUGGAGAUGUGACAAAAUAAAUCUCUGUAACUUUCAUUGUCAUUUUUUGUUGUUGUGGUUGUGGUUUUAACGUGAGACCACUCUUUCCGCAGUUUGGAAACAAUACGUGUGAUAUGACCUGUUUCGUCAGCAUUUUAGGUUACGAAAGAGGCAAGUAUUUUUCUGUUUACUUGUGUUGAGAAAUAUUAGAGGUUUAGUUUAUUAUUUAUGUGCGUUUAUAUUUUUUUAGUUUUUACGUUGAUUUCAUAGAAAAUGAAAAAUAGAUUUUAAACUUUGCGUCCUUAAAUAGUUUUUCGCUGGUGUUUUUAUCAAUCCAGGCUAUAUACUUUCCUUGACGUGGUGAGCUCAGAAUACAGCUUGAUUUGUUUCAUAUUAAUGUGAACGUCUUCAUUAAAAAAUAAUUUAUUUUAAGCGAAUUUUGGUGUAACUUUUUUGUAGCUCUUUCGCCAGGAAUUCAUUGUGGAAAUAUUUUUUUUAUGAUACUGUUCGGGUCGGGUUGCGCUAGACAAGUUUUAAAUACGGCCAACAUCAAGGAGUAUGGAGUUUAAGCACAUGUACAGUGGAUUUCGGCCCAAUCGUCUGAUGAAUAAAUUAUUUAUUAUCGUAAAUAAAUAGUUUGCGUAAA
Molecule: messenger RNA, 1684 nt
Organism: Hydractinia symbiolongicarpus
Lineage: Eukaryota; Metazoa; Cnidaria; Hydrozoa; Anthoathecata; Hydractiniidae
Product: transmembrane protein 165-like
Exons: 5
Coding region: 3-1028 (341 amino acids)
Biological process (GO): calcium ion transmembrane transport; Golgi calcium ion homeostasis; Golgi calcium ion transport
Cellular component (GO): Golgi apparatus
Molecular function (GO): calcium ion transmembrane transporter activity; manganese ion transmembrane transporter activity
Source: RefSeq, a predicted model, not a curated record